UAGUGGCAUAUUUGAGAUUUCAUAAACAGUUUAUAUAGCAACCCAAGCUCAUCUCCAUAUUAUAAACUCUGUCUUUUUACGCUGCUAGCUUUGAGAACCUGAGCGAAAAUAUCGCUUAAGUCAUGGGCUAGUUACUUUAAAAAAGAAAAAAUGUUGGAAGUGGAGGAUUUUUCUGAGCGUGGAGAUGCUCCGGCUCUGGCUAUCAUUCAAGACAACGCGAGAAAGAAGGCCGUGAGGCAGGUUGUCGAAACACAAGAGGAGCUUACUCGAAUUCAUGAGCGCGUAACGAGAACCAUAGACGCGUACGAACUAAGUGAAAAACUGUCCGGACAUCAACUCGACGAGAAAGAAGUUGAACGAAUCGCCGAGGAUUUUAUCAGGGAGCAAGCGACUUUGGAAUUUGUAGACGAUACGACUCAGCUGCUCAUAAUUUUAUCAGACCCUGUUGCUAAACGAAAGUAUCAACAACAGGUUGCAGUUUUCAUUGUUGGAUUUGAAAAUCUUUGUGGACGAAGGGCAAGGCUUUUAGCCCAGUUGCAAGAGUUUUUUGUACAAAAUGGGAGAAAUGAAGAUCAGUUUGAUGUAGAGCCACCAGAAUUUGACAUUGAAGAUGUUGGUGCUCAAGUCAGAGAUGCCCUGGACAAAGCAGAAAAAGCAACACAGCGACUGGCCACAGUCUCAAAAGAUGUCAUCAAAGCUUUAGAGAUAGUGAAUCCUAAAGAAACCAAAAAGGGGAAAAAGAAACUUGAAAAAGCUCUUCAACAGGCACAGCAAGAUAUCAUGUCUCUCACUGAAAAACUGAUCAGAGUACAAAAUGAUCUUGAGGACAGUGAGGGUAAGAUGUCCCAGAUGUACAAGUCCAUGGAGAUGAAACAAGUGGAAGUUGAAAGGCUCAAAGUUCAAGCAGACAAUGCAAAGAAAGCUGCAGACUCAGUAAAAGAACUGAAAUCUGAACUUGCUGUAAAGGAGAACGAUCUUCAAAGAGCCAAUAAGUCAAUCCAAGAACUGGAACUAAGUGUGGCUCAUUUGGAAGAUAAACAAGAGAGAGACUUUGAAAGACAUAAGAAAAUACGAGAAGAGAACGAGGUACAGUACUAAUUUUCUUGUACAACAAAAAUGUUAUUUUGAACACAUCCAUCUGUACAACUUAAUAAUAUUUUGAACAAAGAUUUUCAGAAUAGCCUUUCAACUCAAAGCAAGGAUCUCCUUUAUGCUGUAAGAAUUUUUUUCUGUCAUUAUCUUCACUGGCUUACAUAUAAUUUCCACAAUAAGUUCUUCUUUGGGAAAGUAAAGAGGUUUAUUGGGCUGCAACAAACUCAAGGUGUCGAGGUUGUCAAGGUGGAAUCUGUGUUAACUGGAUUUCCUGUUGUGGGCCUGUGAGUUCACUUAUGCGUCUUAGAAACUUGCUGUUGCAACCUUUAAAAACA
Molecule: messenger RNA, 1427 nt
Organism: Orbicella faveolata
Lineage: Eukaryota; Metazoa; Cnidaria; Anthozoa; Scleractinia; Merulinidae
Source: RefSeq, a predicted model, not a curated record